AUGCAUGCCAUCUUAAUCAUUAACCGUGCAGGAUCUCUGAUUUUUCAUCGUGAAUAUGGGCCGGCUACGACAUCACUAACACCAAAUGAAUACUUGAUUCUAGCUGGAACCAUUCAUGGUGUUCACGCCAUUUCUACGCAAAUUAGUCCUUUGCCAGGAUCCUCUGGAAUUCAAUGCUUAGAAGCUACAACGUUCAAUAUGCACAUCUUACAAACGCAUACCGGAGUCAAAUUUGUGUUAUUUACAGACAAGAAAAACACUAACGUACUACCUCAUUUACAAAAAUACUACGAGCUUUACGCAGAUUACGUUCUGAAAAACCCUUUUUACACUUUGGAGAUGCCUAUUAAAUGCCAAUUAUUUGAAGAACAGCUGAAAAGAUACAUAGAUUCUCAUUGA
Messenger RNA from Schizosaccharomyces osmophilus, 399 nucleotides. It is a transcript of the gene trs23, whose product is annotated as TRAPP I, II, and III complex subunit Trs23. Gene Ontology annotation, cellular component: TRAPP complex. Bases 1 to 399 code for a protein of 132 amino acids. The record is from RefSeq and is a predicted model, not a curated record. Gene Ontology annotation, biological process: endoplasmic reticulum to Golgi vesicle-mediated transport. Lineage: Eukaryota; Fungi; Ascomycota; Schizosaccharomycetes; Schizosaccharomycetales; Schizosaccharomycetaceae. The transcript has 2 exons.